Messenger RNA from Formica exsecta, 2380 nucleotides. RefSeq names its product protein eiger (gene egr). The record is from RefSeq and is a predicted model, not a curated record. Gene Ontology annotation, cellular component: membrane. Gene Ontology annotation, biological process: immune response. The coding region runs from base 130 to 1956 and encodes 608 amino acids. The transcript has 6 exons. Gene Ontology annotation, molecular function: tumor necrosis factor receptor binding; receptor ligand activity. Lineage: Eukaryota; Metazoa; Arthropoda; Insecta; Hymenoptera; Formicidae.
UAUUAAAUGUAUGAAAUGUUUAGUAUUGUCGGCGAAUUACUCCGCUUGGAAAGCAAAAGAUUCGCGAUACGUUGCGGCAACGCAUGUAAUUUUUAUGUGGAAAUGAUUUCCUGACGUGUUAUAAAACCGAUGCAGAGUGAACUGUGCUCUCGACGUUCGAUCGUUCUAUCAAAUUACAAAGACGUAUACAAAUAUGUAAAUCCUCGCGUCGAAUUUACAAAGUUAAACGAAGCGAUAAUCUUGCCGAAUAAGCCGACUUCCGCGAUGACAUCAACGUUACCGGAGGAAGAUAGCAAGGUGGCAAAAAUGAAACAGAGACUGAUGAGCAACGGCCAUGUAAAAGAGGAAAAGCGUUCCUUCCUGAAUUUCUCGCGAGAAAACUUGAGCGUCUCAAAUUCCGAUCUUGAGCAAGGAUUCAACAGAUCGCGACAAAGACCGAGCAGGAACAUGAUUUUGAAUGUGUCCGCUCUCAUGAUCUCCAUUCUUUGCCUCGGUCUUGUAAGUUGGAAGCUGAGUUCGAACGCGCGGGAAAUCGAGCAGCUGAAGAGGGAUGUCAAUAACUUGAAGCGAUUUCUGGAACUAAAUCUUAUUAACGAAAUAAAAACCCUCAAAGAAUUGUACGCAGAGUCGAGCGAAGAUAAUGAUCCAAGCGAGGCGGACAUUGAUAACGCCGAUUAUGACUCUAAUUAUGAUGACGAUGGUUUCGCAUCGCAUGACUAUACCGAUAAUUCCCGUCUUUUGACUUAUGGCUCUAGGUCGGUAGACUUUCUGAAAACUACUACUACAUCGGUACCUACGUCCAUGGAUCCUCAUAAGGCUAUUGUUGAAAACAAAGAAGAAAAUUACAAAAAUAUCAAACAAGAAAAUCUUGAGGACACACGACGUCUUGAGGAACACACAACAUCAUUAAAUCGCGAGAAGAUUGACGAUGCAAAUAGCACAGAGCACAAACGCGACAUCGCCACGAGAGAUAUAUCUGCGAGUACAGGAUAUAUUAAAGAAAGUAUCAAAUUAAAACGAUCUAUAAGCGAUCAUACAGUGGCCGAUGACUCUUUGAUGAAUACGUCGAAUUAUCAUCGUGCCGGACAAUAUCCUACUAAGAAGGCUCUCCUAAAUAUAUCCAAAACGCGUCCUUAUACAAACGAUGAUAACCACAUAAAUAAUAAUACUAAAAUAAUCGCACUUUUGGAACAGACGAGCUCAACACCACAUUCCCCGAAGAAGUAUCACACCCACGCACGUCUGGAGACAUUUCCUCCAAUGCACGACGACCAAUUAAGCGAGACAAUUACUCGGCCUAACAACCAUAUGAGCGAAAACUCAGAAGCUGUAAGUGGAAGAAUCAAUUGGCGGAACGUGCAUCGCGAUAUCGAAGAAACCGACGUAUCUAUUCAGAAUUUCAAAGUGGCCAAAAAGGAACGCCGAAGAUUGACACGAAGACAUUUACGUGCACCACGGCAGGUUUACGCCAUUCAUUACGGUGCGGAUAGCGCGCUCUUCACGGCGGAGGACGAGCACACCGGCAACGGGAGAGCGCGACACAACCACGAUAUCUUCAAGGCAUGGCGACCAAGCGAUUGGGUGGCUGAUCUCGAUAUGAACAGACACUUUACGCUCGCCACUAGCGGUACUCUCACUGUGCACGAACCAGGAUUGUAUCUAGCAUACGCGCAGAUUCACUAUUUGGACGAGCACGACGAAAACGGCUUCCGCCUCCUAGUCAACAACCAAUCUAUUCUACAAUGCAUGGUAUAUAGCCCUGGCAAGGAACACAAGAGCCGCUCAUGUUUUUCAGCCCAAGUGACUGUUCUGCAGGCAGGUGAUCACCUAAUCCUGAAAAAUAUUGGUUCAGCAAGGUAUACUCUCUUUCAACACGAUAAAAGUUUCUUCGGCUUGGUGAAACUCGGAGAAUUGAGACAGCAACAGAAGCAUCAAACACAAUUGACAAAUCACUAAAUUAAAACGCUUUAAAAUUACCGGCAAUGUUAAAAAAAUAACCGAUUUGUAGUCAUCGAUUUCUUACCCUUAAAAGGGAGCUUUAAGUUAGCGAGAGAUUCGUAUCUAAUGUAAUAUAACAGUCUUUCUACUCUCGCGUGAACUAUAUUAUUAAUAAUUUCGUUUUGUAAAGAGAUUAUAUUAUUUCUUUGCUAUAAGACUUUUUAUAUAUUUUAUGACUUGAUUAUUACGUGCUGCACGUUAUUUUUGUUUACAUAAAGAGAAUCUCCAAAUAUUUGAAUUCGUUUAUAAAAUAUUAUAUAAAAUAUGUAUGUACACACAUAUAUAUAGACAUAUUUGUAAAAGAAAUAAUAAUAUAUACAUAUAUAUUUAAGAACAAAGAAAAAAAAUGUAUUAUUAAAAUAGUAAAACUAUUUGUAUAGAA